AUGCAUUUCCAGACGAUUGCGAGCCUUUUGGCGUUUUCCGGCGCGGCAAACGCCUUUUUCGAUUCAUCGCCUUGGAUUCUCUUGUCAACGUCGCCCUUUGCCAAGGCCCCCAGCGCGGAUCAGAUCCAAACCAGCUCUUCAGUGCUGGGCUUCACCAAGGAUGCUCUAUCGACGUGCCCAACCGAUCGUUACCUCAUUGUCUCCCAGCCUGGCUUGAACACCCAAGACAUCCGCCGAUCCAAUGGCUGCGCGAUGCCGCAUCUCUGCAAAGCCGUCGAUGAUGAGCGAAUCAAGGGCAAAUCCAUUGUGAACGAGGUCGUCGGGAAUUUAGCAGAUGCACAACUAUCAGAAUACAUCAAGUCUGCCUGUGCUAAACAGGGCAAGGCGGCUACUGUGGAGGAAAUCCAUCUGGCUCCCUUGUCUUGGGAGGAUAGGGCUGGCGCAUUCGCUGCCAACGAUGAUAAACUUGCACAAGGCCUUGAGAAGGCCACGGAGGGCAACAGCUAUACAUUCCUCUUCUUCUCGACCCCAGGCGAGCCAAUCUAUGAACCCGAGUUCGAAGAAGCUCUCCGGACGGAGCUGAAGAGGAAUGUUCAGAGCUCUGAACCUUCAAAGGGAGGCAACAAUACCGAGUGGGACAAGCUCCCCUUGUUCGAGAAGUACCAAUUCUUUACUCCCGGUAUCUUCAUGGCACUAAUCACCGCAAUUAUUUUGCUUGCUAUUCUUAGUGUUGGUAUUAGAGCUCUUGGAAGCCUCGAGGUGUCAUAUGGUGCGUUUGAGAAAGACAUGGGCCCUGCCGCACAGAAGAAGAACCAGUAG
Molecule: messenger RNA, 819 nt
Organism: Trichoderma aggressivum f. europaeum
Lineage: Eukaryota; Fungi; Ascomycota; Sordariomycetes; Hypocreales; Hypocreaceae
Exons: 4
Coding region: 1-819 (272 amino acids)
Biological process (GO): (1->6)-beta-D-glucan biosynthetic process; fungal-type cell wall biogenesis
Cellular component (GO): endoplasmic reticulum membrane
Source: RefSeq, a predicted model, not a curated record